Messenger RNA from Cyphomyrmex costatus, 1013 nucleotides. Its product is annotated as ribosomal RNA processing protein 36 homolog. The transcript is spliced from 4 exons. Gene Ontology annotation, cellular component: 90S preribosome; nucleolus. The record is from RefSeq and is a predicted model, not a curated record. Lineage: Eukaryota; Metazoa; Arthropoda; Insecta; Hymenoptera; Formicidae. The coding region runs from base 275 to 979 and encodes 234 amino acids. Gene Ontology annotation, biological process: maturation of SSU-rRNA from tricistronic rRNA transcript (SSU-rRNA, 5.8S rRNA, LSU-rRNA).
GGGAGCCAUCCCACCACCUCCCUCUUUUGACGUCGGCUUAUUUCGCCGAGACUCGCUAACAUUCGGCUACUUCUUCGCCUCUUACAUUUUGGUCUGUUUACGGCAGUUUACGGCCUCGAGUCACGACGAAAUUAGUCGAAGUCAAAAGCGUUUUGGAGCCAUUAACUAAGAAGAAGUCAAAAGCGUCAAAAGACACCCUCUCGAUCGCCGUGAUUAUCGCCUACGCCUACUCCUCAUAGAAAGGUUCCGUCCGUCUAUAUGUCGUUGAUUCAACAUGAGUAAUGAAAAAGAGUUCCUACUUACAGAAGAUAAAGCUCGUGAACAAAUACGAGAGGAAUUAAAACAUAUGAGUUUUGAGGAUUUACAGAAGUUAAAGGAAAAAUUAGGAACUAAGGUGUACAAUGAGACACUAUUUGGAAAGAAAAAUAAGAAGAAAAUGGAGAAAAUAAAGUUUAAACGGGAAAAUAAGAACAGGCCACGGGAAAUGUCUUCUAAAAAGUCAAUUCCAAUCAAAUGUGAAGAGAUGACACAAGUCAAGGAAGUUGUAUUUCGAGAUCCUAGAUUUGAUAGUUUAUGUGGUACAUUUAAUGAAAAGGUCUUCAAGAAUUCUUAUACAUUUAUUAACAAGUUACGGGAAAAUGAUCUUAAAACUUUGCAAAAAGAACUGACAGAAGCUACAGAUUUCAAAGCCAUAAAGAAGAUAAAAUAUCUUAUCCAGAGGCUUGAAAAUCAAUUAAGAGAAGAAAGGAAAAGAAAGGAGAAAGAAGACAAAAAACGACUUGAAAAGAAAGAAUUACUGGAAUCUGUUAAACGAGGAGAGAAGCCUGUCUUUAAGAAAAAAUCUGAGAAGAAAGUCUUGGACUUAGUCUCACAGUAUGAAGAAUUAAAGAAUACAGGAAAACUGAAGAAGCAUAUUCAAAGAUUACGGAAAAAGAAUAAACACAAAGAUAGAACAAAACUAACAGUGGAGGAAACAUAAUGAAACAUAUUGCUCAUUUGUUACAACUGUGACA